This is a messenger RNA of Anopheles nili, 1258 nucleotides long. Its product is annotated as UDP-glucose 4-epimerase-like. The record is from RefSeq and is a predicted model, not a curated record. The transcript is spliced from 4 exons. The coding region runs from base 116 to 1192 and encodes 358 amino acids. Gene Ontology annotation, biological process: beta-D-galactose catabolic process via UDP-galactose, Leloir pathway. NCBI's taxonomy places the organism in Eukaryota, Metazoa, Arthropoda, Insecta, Diptera, Culicidae. Gene Ontology annotation, cellular component: cytosol. Gene Ontology annotation, molecular function: UDP-glucose 4-epimerase activity.
AGCCAACGGCCACGUCGGUUGUGCGUCAGUGUCAGUGCCCAGAAGGGAGUAAAAGACCCGUGGUGCGCCCUGAAGCUGCUGGACGCCCUCUCUAGAGCGAUCGCUCGUUCCCAAAAUGGCAGAUAGAAAAGGCACAGUCUUGGUGACCGGCGGUGCCGGAUACAUCGGUUCUCACACGGUCGUGUCGCUGCUCGAAGCCGGCUACAGUGUGGUGGCUCUCGAUAACUUCACCAACUCCGUAAACUCGGGCAAGAAUGAGUCGGUAGCACUGCAGCGUGUCGAGGAAAUAACCGGCACGAAGGUGGAUUUUUACCGGUGUGAUCUGCUCGACAAGAACGCGGUCGAUCGCGUCUUUCAAAUGCACCAGAUCGAUUCGGUGAUACAUUUUGCGGCCCUAAAAGCAGUUGGCGAAUCCAUGACGAAUCCUCUGCUGUAUUAUAAGAACAACAUGAUCGGCAUGAUCAACUUGCUGGAGGUGAUGGACGGUCACGGCAUCUACAAGAUGGUAUUCUCGAGCUCGUGUACCGUUUACGGUGAACCAGAGCGGUUACCGAUCACCGAGGAAAAUCCCACCGGCAACGUGACAAACGUGUACGGCCGAACGAAAUACUUCAUCGAGGAAAUGCUUAAGGAUGCCGUACGGGCCGAUCCGAAGUGGAACAUCAUCGCACUGCGCUACUUUAACCCGGUUGGCGCCCACAAAUCUGGCCGCAUCGGGGAGGACCCGACGAAGCAGUUCACUAACCUGAUGCCGUACAUCAGCCAGGUGGCAAUCGGCAAAAAAGACGUGCUGACAAUCUUCGGGAACGACUAUGACACGGCCGAUGGUACUGGCGUGCGGGAUUACGUGCAUGUCAUGGAUCUGGCAAGCGGCCACGUGGCAGCGCUCAACAAACUGGACCAGGAACACCUCGGAUUGAAGAUGUACAACCUUGGCACAGGGAAAGGUAUAUCGGUGAUGGAGCUCAUACAAACCUUCGAACGCGUGAACAAGGUAAAAAUACCGUACGUGAUUCAGGAGAGGCGUGCCGGUGACAUCUCGUCGAUGUUUGCUAACGCUACCCUAGCCGAACGGGAGCUCGGAUGGAAAGCAGUACACAGUGUCGAGGAGAUGUGUGAAGACUUUUGGCGAUGGCAGACCAUGAACCCGAACGGCUACAAGACGGAACAAGCUAACGGGUUCCACCAUUAGCACCGCAUGAGAGCCUUUUCCUGGUGGUGCUAUCAUUUUACAGAAAUUCGUAUUUAUUCAAAUGCA